Molecule: messenger RNA, 441 nt
Organism: Gongylonema pulchrum
Lineage: Eukaryota; Metazoa; Nematoda; Chromadorea; Rhabditida; Gongylonematidae
Source: the annotation of a GenBank genome assembly
UUGUCUGCAGGAGAUCUAAAGAAUCCGAACUUAUCGAUCCCAGCUGGCACUAUAGCAGCUCAGCUGACAACUUCAUUUAUUUAUUUCUCACUGGCGUUGGUUUUUGGCGCAGCAAUUGAUGGUGCUGUGCUGCGAGACAAGUAUGGGCAGUCACUGCGUGGAGGAAUGAUUGUUGCCAAUUUAUCUUGGCCAACGGAGUGGCUUUUGCUGAUUGGCUCAUUCCUGUCAACUUUCGGUGCAGCACUUCAAUGCCUCUGCAGUGCGCCACGUCUCCUGCAAUCAAUCGCCAAGGACGACGUGAUACCUGUGUUAAAGCCAUUUGCGAAAGUUACAAAGAAGAAUGAACCGUUCAAAGGGUGCGCCACGUCUCCUGCAAUCAAUCGCCAAGGACGACGUGAUACCUGUCUUAAAGCCAUUUGCGAAAGUUACAAAGAAGAAUGA